AUGAGUUGACCGGACGAUUGGAAUCUAUGGAAAUAUUUAUUCGAGUCGGCUUUUGCGCAUAUGAGCCAAGAGUUGUGCACGGAUGAGGAGAAAAAUAAAUUGAUCGAUAGAAUCGUUGAGAGAAUUCUGUCGUUGAUCGACAAAUCGGUGCGAUUGGAUGAUAAGAAGACACCGAAACGAGGCAUAUAUCUGGCCAGAUUGACGCUCAUCAACAGAUUACUGGAAACGCAAUUAACUUUGCGAACCCAAUUAGGUACGAUCAAGUUG
Anisakis simplex (herring worm) is the source of this 267-nucleotide messenger RNA. The record is from the annotation of a GenBank genome assembly. Lineage: Eukaryota; Metazoa; Nematoda; Chromadorea; Rhabditida; Anisakidae.